UCUAUUUCUACCAUCAAAAAGAAAAACUCCACCUUCGUCAUUUAUAGUAUACCAAAACAGGAACCCACGUAUAGUAAACAAACAGAUCUGAAGAGUUUUUAAGACGGUGCUAAUCGAGUUGACCCUGAAAGGUGAAUCGUGCUGACCUGGAAAGAAAGGCAGAGGGGAAGAGUUCGUCUUUGGCUGUUGUUGAGCAGUUUACAAAAAGUACAGAAGCUACAUGCACAAAGCAGUUAGUUCUCACAUAGAUAAUCAUAUAUUUAUAUAGUUUACCUACAUAGCUUUCUAUACAACAAUGUCAUACUGGGGAAUGUUUAUUCGGAAACAAUACCAGUUCUCCUCCUCGCUGUUAAAACUGCAUAAACUCAAUAUUCAACCAGUGUGUCACCAGAGAGGUUUCCAUAAAACGAGUGCCGUUAAGACAUACGAUGUAAGAAAAGUGGAGCUGACGCCUCUGGAGCAGAGGAAACUCACGUUUGACUCACAUGCUCUCGUGAAAGAGCUGGAAUCCAGCGGCUUUGAAAAGAGACAGGCAGAGGUGAUCGUCACUGCAUUGGUGACUCUUACUUCAGCCAAUAUGGAUAUUGUAUACAGAGACAUGGUCACCGGAGCCCAUCAGGAAAUAGCUCUACAGCAAAUCAUGGCUCAUCUAGAUGCUAUCAGGAAAGACAUGGUUAUCCUGGAGAAGAGUGAAUUUGCCAAUUUACGGUCCGAAAAUGCAAAAAUGAAAAUAGAGCUGGAACAAAUAAAGAACAGUCUACUGGAAGAAAGCCAUAAAAUCAGAGCAGAUGCAAAGUUAGACAUUAAUUUGGAGCGAAGUAGAGUUACAGACAUGUUUACAGAACAAGAGAAGAAACUUAUGGACGUUAAAACAGAAUUCCAAAAAAUGAAUGCAGAUAUAGAAAGUGAAGCCGUGGAAACCUCAAAGAAAAUAGACAUACAGGUUGCCUCUUUGAAAACCCUCCUGGAAUCACUCAAGCUAGAGACAAUAAGAUAUCUUGCAGCAUGCAUCUUCACUUGCUUGGCAAUUGCUUUGGGAUUCUAUCGCUUCUGGAAAUGAAUCUCACAAAACAGGAGAGAAUUAAUGUCUAGAGUUUUUAUCUUUAAAUUCCCGCCUUUUUGUAUUAAUUGUGUGUGUAUUUUAUAUAUAUAUAUAUAUAUAUAUAUAUAUAUAUAUAUAUAUAUAUAUAUAUAUAUAUAUAUAUAUAUUUCAAUAUUAUGUUUUUAUGUGAACAGCGUAAAUGUGUUCAGGUUUCUUUUGAUCUGUGGGGCCUCAGUGUUUAACUAUAAAGAGCCAAAAAUCAAACUUGAUUGAGGUCCAUGGGUCGAAAAGUAAAUGUUGCCUUAUGUCCAAAUGUAUAAUAUUGAAAUAAAAAAACCCUCUACAUUUAAAAGGAAUAAUAAUAAAAAAGUUAAAACAAAAA
Puntigrus tetrazona (Sumatra barb) is the source of this 1424-nucleotide messenger RNA. RefSeq names its product coiled-coil domain containing 90B (gene ccdc90b). Bases 296 to 1060 code for a protein of 254 amino acids. Lineage: Eukaryota; Metazoa; Chordata; Actinopteri; Cypriniformes; Cyprinidae. Gene Ontology annotation, cellular component: mitochondrion. The record is from RefSeq and is a predicted model, not a curated record. The transcript has 9 exons.